AUAUUUCUUUUAAUCUGUGACAAAGCAGCCGUGUGGCCGCUGCUCGUCCCCGGUCUCGGUUAUAUAUAUUUUUAUAGCGAAAUAAUUAGAAAUGAAUUCUUCUGAAGAUUACCAAGAAACCCUAGGAAUUGUGUACCAAUUUCUGACAAACGUAGACAAAGCACUUGCACAAAAAUUUCAAAAUAAGACUAAAGCGAAAUCUAUUUCAAGUUCACCAUCGCUUCUAGACAUCAUUGCAGAGUAUAAAAAAUUGAAAAAAAGUACCACGCCGGCUAAACAGACCCCUAAAGCAGCAGAGAGUUCUGAUGAUUCAAGUGAUGAAGAUGAGGCACCGAAUAAAAGCACCCCACAAGUCAAUGGAAAACUACCAUCAAAGGCCACCCCUGCUAAUGCUAAAAAAGGCAUACCUAAAAAGGAAGAAUCCUCUGAUGACUCAGAUAGCAGUGAAGAUAAUGCUACUGCACAGCCCAAGAAGCAACCUGUUAAACCACAAAUAAAUAAUACACCAAAACCAACAAAAAAACAAGAAUCAUCUGACAGUUCAGAUUCUGAAGAUGAAAAACCAAAACCGCCACAACAAAAUAUUCAAACAAAGGCACCAGUAAAACAGACAAAAGAUUCAUCAUCUGAUGAUUCCAGUGAUGAUGAAAAGGCCAAAGCUGUGCAGAAACAAACACCAAAACUCGCUCAAACUAAACCAGUUUCAACCCCUGCUAAGCCCAAAGCAGCAAAGUCAUCUUCAGAUAGCGAUGAUAGUAGUGAAGAUGAGAAACCUAAGGCAGCUCAAAAACAAGCUCCAAAAGUCCCUCCUACUAAACCCAACAAAGCAAAUGCUGUUGCUAAAUCUUCCUCAGAUGAUAGUGACAGCAGUGAUGAUGAUAAGGCUAAACCAGUACAAAAACAAGCCCCUAAGCUUGCACCUGCUAAACCUGCUUCAACACCAGCUAAGUCUAAUGCAAAAAAGUCAUCAUCAGAAGAUAGUGAUGAUAGUAGUGAAGAUGAAAAGCCUAAAGUACCUCCAAAACAAACACCAAAAGCUACACCUGCUAAGCCAGCACCUAAACCACAGGCAAAAGCUGUAGCUGUUGGUAAACAAUCAUCCUCAGAUGACAGUGAUAGCAGUGAAGAUGAAAAACCAACUCAGAAAAAGGCAAAAUCAACACUUGCUACCACACCUGCAAAACCAGCAGCAAAGAAGUCUUCUUCAGAAGACAGUGAUGAUAGCAGUGAUGACGAUAAGCCAAAAACAGCUCAAAAACAGGCACCUAAAUCGACUCCUGCUAAACCUACGCCAACAACUGCAAAAUCUAAAGCCAAGGAAUCUUCAUCCGAUGAUAGUGAUGAUAGUGAUGAUGAUAACAAAAAAGCACAAAAGAAAAAUGUAAAAGCAGGUGCAACAGCAGCUCUUAAUAAACCAAAACAAACCUCAUCAGAUGACAGUAGUGACGAUGAUGAUAAAAAGGCUUCGCAAAAACAGCCAGCUAAAGCAACUGCUACACCAGCAAAGAAAAAUGCAACUCCCGCAAAACCAAAACCUAAAGAAUCGUCUUCAGAUUCAGACAGCAGUGAAGAUGAAAAGCCUAAGCCAGCUCAAAAGCAAGCUGUGAAAUCAACACCAGCAAAGCCGAAACCAAAAGAAUCAUCUGAUGAUAGUGACAACAGUGACAAUGAAAAGGCUAAACCUGCAGCUCAAUCCAAACCAGCUGCAACACCAGCUAAGGGAAAAUCUACAAAAUCAUCAUCUGAUGACAGUGAUGACAGUAGUGAUGAUGAUAAGCCUAAGGCUGCUAAAAUACCUAAACUCACAGCUACCCCUGCAAAAUCUAUAAAUACACCAGCUAAGAAACAGGAUGCCUCUGAAUCAUCUUCAGAUGAAAGUGAUGAUGAUAAUCCUUCCACAAAAGCAAACAAUGAAUCACAGGUGGCUGAAAAUGGUUUUAAAAAAGGCAAGAAACGAAAAGCUUCAGAUGGAGAUAAUGAUACACCAGCAAAAAAACCCUACAGUAACUUUGUUAAGGGUACAGAUGUAGUGUCUACGCCCAAAGAAAAUGAAAAAAAUAAUAAACCAGUGCCAUUUAGGCGAGUUGUAUCAGAAAAAGUAGAAGUGGAUCCUAGACUUAAAGACAAUUCAUUUGAAGCCAAGAGCGGAGCACGUGGAUCGUGGGGUGAGCGUGCAAAUAUAGAUUUGAAACACACACGAGGAAAGUCUUUUAAACAUGAAAAGACUAAGAAGAAAAGAGGGUCAUACCGUGGUGGUGUCAUUGAUAUGGGUGUACAUUCUAUCAAAUUUGAAGAUUAGCCAUAACUGUUUUUCAUACUGCUUUGCACUACAUAUAUAAAAAAAAAUCAAUAGUGUAUUAUGUGCAUUUAAUUUCACCAUAUAUUUCUAUAAUAAUCAUAUGAUAAUUUUUAGUAGGUAUGAUUUACCUAUUUAGAUGUAUUUUGACUUUCUUUUAUCCAAAAGAAAACUGAUUUGAUUGUUUUUAAAGCUUCAAAGCAAAACAAAUAUUUUGUAAAUAUUUUUUCUAGUGUUAAGCUUUAACCAGAAUACAAAUGUAUGGUUAUUUUGUACAUAAUAAGUGAUUAUAAUAUAAUAGUAUCCUACAUUUGUGUUAUAAUAUUAGUUGAUAUGAUGGAAUACUAGACUAAGUACUGUGGCAAGAACCGCCUUUUGUAAGAUUGAUGUUUCACAUGUUUUAUUUUAAUAAAGAAGUAUGAAUGCCA
This is a messenger RNA of Zerene cesonia (dogface butterfly), 2724 nucleotides long. RefSeq names its product nucleolar protein dao-5. NCBI's taxonomy places the organism in Eukaryota, Metazoa, Arthropoda, Insecta, Lepidoptera, Pieridae. The coding region runs from base 92 to 2299 and encodes 735 amino acids. The record is from RefSeq and is a predicted model, not a curated record. Gene Ontology annotation, cellular component: nucleoplasm; nucleolus. The transcript has 7 exons.